AGAGGAGUCCGGAGACAGAAAUAGACAGAAAGCGAAGACUGAAUCCUGACCCACCGACUCUGCAGAAGCACUUGGGGAGCUGCUGGAGGCUGGAGCCUGGGGACACAACUCGGAGAAUGGAAGAUGAGGCUGUGCUGGAUAGAGGAGCCUCCUUCAUCAAGCAUGUCUGUGAUGAAGAGGAAGUAGAGGGCCAUCACACUGUUUAUAUUGGGGUUCAUGUUCCAAAGAGUUACCGAAGAAGGAGACGUCACCGGAGGCGAGCAGGGACAAAGGAAAAGAACAAGGAGCGGGAAAAGACAGCUGAGGCCUCUGAUCGUUCAGAUACCGAGAACAACGACGACCAGACGAAUGGGAGUCUCUUUAAACCACUCAUUUCACCAGCGGCUGAGAGGAUUCGCUUCAUCCUUGGUGAAGAUGAUGAGAGUCCCGCUCCUCAGCUCUUCACGGAACUGGAUGAACUUUUGGCCGUUGACGGGCAGGAGAUGGAAUGGAAGGAGACUGCUAGGUGGAUCAAAUUUGAAGAGAAGGUUGAAGAGGGUGGGGAGCGAUGGAGCAAGCCUCAUGUGGCCACACUCUCCUUGCACAGUUUAUUUGAACUUCGGACCUGUAUAGAGAAGGGAUUAGUCCUGUUGGAUUUGGAAGCCUCUACCCUCCCUCAGAUCACUGAGCUAAUCAUCGACAACCAAGUUGCACAUGGACUGUUGAAACCAGAGCUGAAGGAGAAAGUGACCUAUGCUCUCUUACGCAAGCAUCGGCAUCAGACCAAGAAAUCUAACCUCCGCUCACUGGCUGAAAUCGGAAAGACAGUGUCCAGUGCAAGUAGGCUGUUUUCCGCCUCAGAUAAUGGCAGCCCAGGAUUAUCCCACCGCAAUCUGACUACAGGAAGCAUGAACGAUAUCUCAGACAAACCGGACAAGGACCAGCUCAAGAACAAAUUCAUGAAGAAGCUGCCACGUGAUGCUGAGGCCUCCAAUGUGCUGGUGGGUGAAGUGGACUUUCUGGACGCUCCAUUUAUUGCUUUUGUGCGUCUGCAGCAAGCUGUGAUGUUGGGGGCUCUGACUGAGGUUCCUGUCCCGACCAGAUUCCUGUUCGUUCUGCUUGGGCCCAAAGGGAAGGCAAAAUCAUACCAUGAAAUUGGAAGAGCGAUUGCCACCCUCAUGUCUGAUGAGCUGUUUCAUGACAUCGCCUACAAGGCCAAGGAUAAUGUAGACCUCUUAGCUGGAAUUGAUGAGUUUCUGGAUGAGGUGAUCGUCCUUCCUCCUGGUGAGUGGGAUCCUGAGAUCAGAAUAGAGCCUCCAAAGUCACUUCCUUCUUCAGACAAAAGGAAGAACAUGUUUUCAGGAGGAGAAAGUAUCCAGAUGAAUGGAGACAUGCCUCAUGAUAGUGGACAUGGAGGUGGGGGCAAUGAAAUCCCAGAUGAACUGAAGAAAACUGGAAAGUUGUUUGGUGGUUUUGUGGCUGACAUCAAGAGGAAAAUCCCGUGGUUUGCCAGCGACUUUUACGAUGCUCUGAGCAUCCAGUCACUUUCUGCUGUUUUGUUCAUCUACCUGGGGACUGUGACUAACGCUAUCACCUUCGGAGGCCUCCUUGGAGAUGCUACUGAUAACAUGCAGGGUGUGCUGGAGAGUUUCCUGGGCACAGCGAUUACUGGAGCCGUCUUCUGCCUUUUUGCUGGGCAACCACUCACCAUCCUGAGCAGCACCGGGCCUGUACUAGUCUUUGAGCGUCUCCUCUUCAGCUUUAGCAAGGACAAUGCUUUUGACUACCUCGAGUUUCGUCUCUGGAUUGGUUUGUGGUCGUCCUUCCUCUGUCUCAUUCUCGUUGCCACGGAUGCCAGUUUUCUGGUCCGCUACUUCACUCGCUUCACCGAGGAAGGGUUCUCAUCGUUGAUCAGCUUCAUCUUCAUCUACGAUGCCUUCAAGAAGAUGAUCAAGCUGUCUCACCACUACCCCAUUAACACAGACUUCAGAAUGGACUACGUCACUCUGUUCAGUUGUGCUUGUCUCCCACCUGACAAAGGUGCUAAUUCAAGUCUCCAUUGGAAUGACACUGACUCAGUGGAUUCAACAGUCCUCUGGCUGGGCAAUAGCAGUACUCCAAUGAACACAAGUAUUGACUGGUCUUCACUGUCAAAGGAGGAUUGCUUGAAAUAUGGAGGCAACGUGGUCGGUGCAAGUUGUGAUUUUGUCCCCGAUGUCACCUUGAUGUCGUUUAUCCUUUUCCUCGGUACUUACACCUGCUCAAUGGCUCUGAAGAAUUUCAAAACCAGCCCAUUCUUCCCAACUACAAUCCGGAAGCUGAUAAGUGACUUUGCCAUCAUCCUAGCCAUCCUGAUCUUCUGUGGACUUGACGCUCUGGUUGGAGUAGAUACACCAAAACUUAUUGUGCCAAGCGAGUUCAAGCCGACCAGUCCGCACAGAGGCUGGAUUGUGCCGCCGUUUGGGGGUAACCCUUGGUGGGUGUGUCUGGCCGCUGGACUCCCUGCCCUGCUCAUCACCAUCCUAAUCUUCAUGGAUCAGCAAGUCACCGCAGUGAUUGUCAACAGGAAGGAGCACAAGUUAAAGAAGGGGGCUGGCUAUCACCUCGAUCUGUUCUGGGUGGCCAUCCUACUGGCCCUUUGCUCAUUUAUGGGAUUGCCCUGGUACGUGGCUGCCACUGUGAUCUCCAUCGCACACAUCGACAGCUUGAAGAUGGAGACAGAAACAUCAGCUCCUGGAGAGCUACCCAAGUUUCUGGGAGUCAGGGAACAGCGAGUAACCGGGAUUAUUGUCUUCAUUCUAACUGGUGUAUCUGUCUUCAUAGCACCCAUACUAAAGUAUAUCCCAAUGCCAGUACUUUAUGGAGUUUUCCUGUAUAUGGGGGUCGCUUCUCUGAAAGGCGUACAGUUCAUGGACCGAUUGAAGUUGCUGCUGAUGCCACCCAAACACCAACCAGACUUCAUCUACCUGCGUCAUGUCCCUCUGAGGAGAGUUCACCUCUUCACCUUCAUCCAGGUGAUCUGUCUGGCCAUGCUCUGGAUCCUGAAAUCAACUGUGGCAGCCAUCAUUUUCCCAGUCAUGAUCCUAGCUCUCGUUGCCGUUCGAAAGGCGAUGGACUACAUCUUCUCCCAGCACAACCUCAGUUUUCUGGAUGAUGUAAUUCCAGAAAAGGACAAGAAAAAGAAGGAGGACGACAAAAAGAAGAAGAAGAAGCUCAGUGCGGAGAGUGAUAACGAAGACGAGAAAAGCCCCCAAUGUUCCUUGAACGACAUACUUCAUGCUGAUCCGAUUCCUUUCUUACAGCCAAUCACUAUGCCAAGCCCUCCGACCACUCCAGUGAGAAACGUGCCUCAAAUAAGAAUAGAACUUGAGCCUGACUGUGAGACAGGCUACACGUGGAGGAGCAGAGGAACUGAAACAGCACUAUAACUCCCUGUUCCCAGCGUACACUGGACAGGCUCGCACUGCCAACGCUUUGAGGUGAACCUCCAGCCUCUUGGCAGCCACAAGUGAUGGAAUGGCGGCCGGAUUACACCCUGGGGAGGGAUGAGGCACCGUUUUUGUUUCUCUCCGUUCUCUUUCCACCUCUUUAAGAAAUCUUCUCCCCGGACUAACUUCCUGCUCA
Carcharodon carcharias (great white shark) is the source of this 3603-nucleotide messenger RNA. RefSeq names its product electrogenic sodium bicarbonate cotransporter 1-like. The transcript is spliced from 25 exons. The coding region runs from base 117 to 3407 and encodes 1096 amino acids. Gene Ontology annotation, molecular function: sodium:bicarbonate symporter activity; solute:inorganic anion antiporter activity; monoatomic anion transmembrane transporter activity. NCBI's taxonomy places the organism in Eukaryota, Metazoa, Chordata, Chondrichthyes, Lamniformes, Lamnidae. The record is from RefSeq and is a predicted model, not a curated record. Gene Ontology annotation, biological process: monoatomic anion transport; transmembrane transport; bicarbonate transport. Gene Ontology annotation, cellular component: plasma membrane; basolateral plasma membrane.